This is a messenger RNA of Brassica oleracea var. oleracea, 1659 nucleotides long. RefSeq names its product nicotinamide adenine dinucleotide transporter 2, mitochondrial. Lineage: Eukaryota; Viridiplantae; Streptophyta; Magnoliopsida; Brassicales; Brassicaceae. Gene Ontology annotation, molecular function: NAD transmembrane transporter activity. The coding region runs from base 410 to 1492 and encodes 360 amino acids. Gene Ontology annotation, biological process: NAD transmembrane transport. The record is from RefSeq and is a predicted model, not a curated record. The transcript has 9 exons.
GGUGUCAACAAAACAGAAGCGGAAGUGUUAAACUUUCUUCUUGGGUUGUGUGUGUUGAUUGAUCUGCGUGACGACAUCACAGAGCGAAACACUCUCUCUCUCUCUCUCUCUCUCUCUCUCUCUCUCUCCGCGGAAUCAAAUCGAUCAGAUACUUAUCUUCAAACCCCUUUCCGUGUGGUUCGAGUUGGACCGCCUGAAUCGUACGCGACCUGCUCAGGAGAACGCACCAAAGUCUCUUCCUUUUGACCCUCCCACACGACAAAUCUCAAUCCUUUCCGUGUCGGGCCAAUGCCAUGAGCUACUACGGAAACUCUAUAUAACCCAUCGAAUCGCGCAGCCCAGUUUCUCCAUUACUGGAUCUCGCAUUGAAUUUUGAGAUAUAGAUUCUAGGGUUUAUAGUUUUGCGGAGAUGAUUGAUCAUGGGAGCUCGACCUUUGAUUACCGGAGCAUUAGAGAGGCCGCAUGCAACGCCGGCGCCGGAGCCACCGCGGGGGCGAUUGCAGCGACAUUUGUUUGCCCGUUAGAUGUGAUCAAAACAAGGUUACAGGUUCUUGGUCUCCCUGAAGCUCCAGCCUCUGGAAAGAGAGGUAGUGUGAUCAUUACAAGCCUACAGAAUAUAGUGAAGAAUGAAGGCUUUAGAGGAAUGUAUAGAGGGCUUUCACCAACCAUCAUAGCUCUGCUUCCGAAUUGGGCUGUCUACUUCUCAGUGUAUGGAAAGCUAAAGGAUGUCCUGCAGUCUAGUGAUGGAACACUUAGUGUUGGAGCCAACAUGGUAGCUGCUGCCGGUGCUGGAGCUUCCACAUCUAUUGCAACUAAUCCACUUUGGGUUGUCAAGACAAGGCUAAUGACGCAAGGGAUUAGGCCAGGUGUGGUACCUUACAAAAGCGUAAUGUCUGCUUUCAGUAGGAUUUGUCAAGAAGAAGGAUUCCGAGGGCUGUACAGUGGCCUUUUGCCUUCUUUGGCUGGAAUCAGCCAUGUUGCAAUCCAGUUUCCAGCUUAUGAAAAGAUUAAGCAGUACAUGGCAAAAAUAGAUAAUACAUCCGUAGAGAAUCUGAGUCCUGGGAGUGUUGCUAUUGCUUCUUCGAUAGCGAAAGUCGUCGCCUCUGUUUUGACUUACCCACAUGAGGUGAUUAGAGCCAAGCUUCAAGAACAAGGGCAAAUGAGAAACUCUGAGAACAAGUAUUCAGGAGUCAUUGAUUGCGUAAAGAAGGUUUUUAGAAGCGAAGGGAUCCCUGGAAUGUACCGUGGAUGUGCUACUAAUCUGCUCAGGACAACUCCAUCAGCAGUUAUUACAUUUACAACCUAUGAGAUGAUGCUUAGAUUUUUCCGACAAGUUGUUCCACCAGAGACUAAUAUGUCUGAUGAUGACGAAAAAAAGAGUUUAGUUAGUCAACGUGGAGGAGGAGGAGAAGAAGAGAAAGAUUCUGCUUUGAGAGAAUCACAAACUCAAGCUAAUAAGAUCACUUCCCCUAUCCCUCUUGGAAGCAAAUAAAAGAUUUUCUAGACCAUGACUCAUGGCUACAUAGAUUUUCUUUACUUCUAAAGUCGAUUCCAAUUUAAGUUAUUUUUGUCCCUUGAGGUGAUCAAGUUUGUAACUUUUUUGCUCGUUGUUCUAACAAAUGUGUAAAAACAUAUCAAUAAGUACUUUUUGGCCGUUUU